This is a messenger RNA of Durusdinium trenchii, 423 nucleotides long. Lineage: Eukaryota; Dinophyceae; Suessiales; Symbiodiniaceae. The record is from the annotation of a GenBank genome assembly.
AUGACCUUCACAUUGAUCUCCUGCGUCUACAAUUGUUGCCUUGGGAAGCCGGGUCAUGGAAGCUUUACGCCUUUGGCCGUGGGACUUGCGCUCUUUGCCUCCGCAGGGUCGGGUGGACAAUUCACAGGUGGCUCCUUGAACCCGGCACGCGUUCUGGGCCCUGCCGCGGUCUUCGGCUGCGGCGCGAAUGUGACCUGGCUCUACGUGGGUGGCCAGUGCCUGGCGUCGAUCUGCGCGAUGGCGGUCUUCGGCUUGGUCUCACACUUGGGACCUUAUCAUCCCCGUACUUCAACCAAGACCUUUGAGCUCACGACCAAUGAGGCGGGAUUUGUGGCCUGGCGGGAAGAGCGUCCUUUUGGAAGAGGAGUCUUGAGGCUGAAAGGGGACGAUGGUUUGGACAUGUUGAUGAAUGCAGGUUGGUGA